AUGCGCAUAUAAAACACCUUCAAAAACCUGGAAGAUCGAUCUAUACGCGGCCGGGUUCUCUAGUUUUGCUAUCAUUAUGGACUACCAGGCGAAGUACGAGUCCUUGCUGCGCAACGUCCUGAGCGAUCUGAACACAGAGGUACUCGCCGCGCAAAGCAGAGCCGAGAAAAAUGCAGAAGCCAGCAGUGCCUACUGCACGGGGCUACAGGAGAGAUUCCGCGAGAGCGAGAGCGAGCUGGAGGCGGUCAAGAAUGAGCUGGAGGCGGUCAAGAGCGAGCUGGAGGCGGUCAAGAACGAGCUGGAGGCGGUCAAUAACGAGCUCCAAGAGAAGGGCAGGAACGAGAUUGCAGUCCUUCGAGAAGAGCUCACCUGCGCGCAGUCUCAGUUAGCCGAGGAUCAGGAAAAACUGAAAGUGUAUGCAGAGAGAAAAAAGCUAGCCAAAACUGAACCUGAGCUGCCUAUUGCAGCAGACAGCACGUACAUGUCAGGUGACGGUCACGUGACCAGCAGCAUUGUUUUAGAGUUCCUGAGUGGGUUGUCGGGUCUGUCAAUCAGUCAGUGUGUGAAGGGCUCAGACUCCACCAUCUUCCACUGUAAAGUCUCAGAUGGAUCGCUUGCCGGUCAUAUGUUCACCCUAACACUGGACUCCAAAAGUGGGGAGUUUACCUACCAACCGCUCCAGGUUGACCCGGUUAACCCCUCUCUCCCUCCGGACAGCAUGCUCGCUGACACCACGUGCUUCCCCAACUACAUGCAGUCUCGGUUCCUCCUAAACCUCCUCAGUGCUACCUUCAUUCAUCCU
Molecule: messenger RNA, 802 nt
Organism: Geodia barretti
Lineage: Eukaryota; Metazoa; Porifera; Demospongiae; Tetractinellida; Geodiidae
Source: the annotation of a GenBank genome assembly